Aquila chrysaetos chrysaetos is the source of this 1524-nucleotide messenger RNA. RefSeq names its product aquaporin-7-like. The coding region runs from base 393 to 1244 and encodes 283 amino acids. The transcript is spliced from 8 exons. Gene Ontology annotation, biological process: glycerol transmembrane transport; water transport. Gene Ontology annotation, molecular function: glycerol channel activity; urea transmembrane transporter activity; water channel activity. The record is from RefSeq and is a predicted model, not a curated record. Lineage: Eukaryota; Metazoa; Chordata; Aves; Accipitriformes; Accipitridae. Gene Ontology annotation, cellular component: basolateral plasma membrane; plasma membrane.
UAAUUCCCCUCCUGCUGACACCACCGCUUCAUGGAUUACCUCUGGCUGAGCGAGCUUUAGCAGUCUGGAGCGGGGAGGCACUGUGCCCCUGGGCAGCAAAGCAGAGGGCUGCAGACCGGAGCAGGAUCCCACUGUCGUGCCACAACAUCCCUCUGUUGGUCCUUCCAGCUCCCACUUCUGUCCAGCAAGAGCAGCAAGUUCUGUUAACAGGCUUCCAGCAGGAGGAGUUGAGGCAAAAAGCACUUACCCCUAAAAUGGAGACUGGCCAGGUCAUGAAAAGGAAGAUGUGGUGUGGCUGCCUGUGUUAGUAGGGGACUGUAUUUGGUGACCUCAGAGACCCUCGUCAGCCCUGCAGGAGCUCCCGUGGCUGCAGGCUGGAGCCAGAGAGCAAAAUGCUGGAGAAGAUUCAGAAGGCGCUCACGAUUCGUAGCGGCACCGUCAGGGAGCUGCUGGCAGAAGCACUGGGGAUGUUCAUCCUCAUGGUCUUCGGCUUGUCUUCUGUGGCACAAGUGGUAUUAGGAAGAGGAGACUUUGGGCAGCAUCUAAGCAUCAAUUUGGGAUUUGGCAUUGGUGUUACCUUGGGCAUCCAUGCAGCUGGAGGAAUCUCUGGAGCUCACCUGAAUGCUGCCAUCACCCUCACACACUGCAUUUUAGGAAACCUGCCCUGGAGAAAGCUCCCAGCUUAUCUGAUCGGCCAGUUCCUGGGCUCCUUCACGGCAGCAGCCACCGUCUUUGGCCUCUACUAUGAUGCUCUGUAUGACUACACCAAGGGGAACUUUACAGUGACGGGACCAACCGCCACGGCGUCGAUCUUCUCUACUUAUCCCGCUCCCUAUGUAUCCUUGCUGGGGGGCUUCUUCACAGAGUUUAUGGCGACGGUGAUGCUGCUCUUGGGCAUUCUGAUCAUCCACGACGAGAAAAACAACGGAGCCCUGAAAGGCACGCAGGCCCUACUCACGGGUAUCCUCGUCCUGGGCAUUGGCUUGGGAAUGGGGAUGAACACAGGCUACGCCAUAAACCCCUCUCGGGACUUGCCCCCCAGGCUCUUCACGGCAAUUGCUGGCUGGGGAAUGGAUGUCUUCACGGCUGGACAUCACUGGUGGUGGGUCCCACUCACAGCUCCGAUGCUGGGAAGUCUUGCUGGUGUUUUAAUCCACAAACUCUUCAUUGAUUUUCACAACCAGCCUGUCCCGGAAAGUGGAAAUGAGAAAGGACAGCCAGUGGUGGAGACUUCUACGCUGUGAUGGCCGCAUGCUCCAGGGAAAGGGCCUGACAGCAAAGCCUAUGUGAAUGUAUGGACUGACAACCAAAGGGUAACCAAGUAGAAAAGGGCACGUGCAAUGGUGCUGCCGGAGCACACCGUUUCUCCACCCUGCAGGUGGAGAAAUGAGGCACUAGUCUUCAAUAAACCUACUCUGCUUAUCCAGACAACCUGGGUCUCCGGGACACUGGGCAGAUCCCAGUAGGGCUAGACCUGUCUGUGACCAAAAGAAAUUAUUCAAUCUCCCUGUGUAAAAAUCUACC